Acanthaster planci (crown-of-thorns starfish) is the source of this 2688-nucleotide messenger RNA. RefSeq names its product neuronal acetylcholine receptor subunit beta-3-like. Gene Ontology annotation, cellular component: postsynaptic membrane. Gene Ontology annotation, biological process: monoatomic ion transmembrane transport. NCBI's taxonomy places the organism in Eukaryota, Metazoa, Echinodermata, Asteroidea, Valvatida, Acanthasteridae. The record is from RefSeq and is a predicted model, not a curated record. Gene Ontology annotation, molecular function: transmembrane signaling receptor activity; acetylcholine-gated monoatomic cation-selective channel activity.
UUUGUUUGGGCGUACUGGGACAACACAGCAUACUGUAACACGGUACCUAUAUCUACAAUGUGAAACGAAAAUCUGCUCUCGCUGAGCAUGAAUAUGUUGACGUCUUCCCCACACCGAAUCUUUUGCAAAAAAAAUAAAACUAGCUGGGAUGAUGGUGUAAGAUUGUGACAUGUUUGCCCUUCAGUUUGUGCGAUACUGAUUGCAUGACAUCAGGGGUUUAUAGUGAGACAGCAAUGGGGUUGAUGUGGACUACUCUCGUCUUUACAUCGUUCAUGAUGGCAACAAAAUGCGCGUCAAGUCGCGAACUAAGCAAUCAGGACCGUCUUCUGAAGGAUCUGCUUGCCAACUAUGGUUACACCUCUAUGCGACCUGUCUACAACUUGUCUCAUCCAGUGACAGUAGAACUAGUCUUCGUACUCAGUCAAGUCAUCGAGCUGAAUGAACGGCACCAGACGAUUGAGAUAAGUGCUUGGAUAACGCAGAGAUGGACUGAUGAGUACAUGAGGUGGAACCCGAAUGAUUAUGGUGGAGUCGGUCGUAUCUACGUGCACAAGUAUAUGAUAUGGCUGCCGGAUAUUACCCUAUAUAAAAGUGCUGACCACGAUUUCGAGAGUUAUAAGGACAUCCCCGUCAAGGUCGAAAGCAACGGGAUGGUUACCUGGGCUGCCCCGGCCAUCCUCAAGUGCACCUGCGUGAUCGACGCCCUUCUCUUCCCCUUCGACACCCAGGUCUGCGAGGUGCGCUUUACAUCGUGGGCGUUCAACGCAAACCAGCUUAAUCUCACCAACAUGACAGACGAACGGAAGAAUUUCUACUCCGAUGUCGGGGUAUGGGAGCUGCUAGACGUGGUCGUCAAACAGAGAGAGAGUUACUACUUUGGGGAGAGUUACGUGGAGUUGUCGUACUUCAUCCACCUGCGGCGCAAACCUUUAUUCUACCUGCUACAGAUUAUUGUACCGUGUGUCCUCUUCUCAUUUCUGAACCUGAUGGUGUUUGUCCUGCCCCCAGAGUCAGGGGAGAAGAUAUCACUAGGGGUGACCAACCUGCUUUCGUUGAUCGUGUUCAACCAGUUGAUCAGCGGUAGCCUUCCGCCGACAGCGUACAACAGACCGAUAAUUGGCUAUUACUUUACUCCGAUGAUAGUUCUUGCCUGCACUUCUGUCGUGUGCACCGUGAUUGUAAUUAGGCUGUAUUACCGCGACAGUAGUCAACCAAUUCCCCGCGGGGUUGAGUACUUCGUGUUCACAGUUCUAUCAAAGCUGGUAUGUCGUCGCAGCUUGGGCAACAUCUCUCCGAAUGGCGCUAAAUCCCGAAAGGGAGGCAUAGCAUCCCCCAGCCACCAGCUGGAGAGACUGGAUUCCAGGAUCUGCAGGCCGGUCGACUCAGUUCGACUAAGAACCGAGAAUGGUGUUGGAGCCCCGCCCGUAAAGUCGCGCUACCGUGGGGUCAGGGAUUGGGACAGCGCCGUCCAUGACUCCGCCAGGCGGGUGUUCGCAGCGGCCCACUCCAAGACACUGGAUUCUCCCGUUAUGAAAGCCAGGCAACGCAUGUUCGACGGCAAGGCGGAGACUACAUACGAGCCGCAGCAGACUCGAGCAUCACAGUCAGGUGUCCGUCACACCUGGCAGGAGGUGGCGUUGGUGCUUGACCGGACAGUACUAAUUUUAUCGUUAAUUAUAACUCUGAGUUCAAUAACUUGUACUGUUGUCUUGUUUCUUACUUAUCUCCAUUCCAUAUAACCUUAAACCGUUCCUAUGUAUAUAUCUUUGCCAAUUUCUUUUCGGUUCUGUGAUGCAAACAGUCUUCGGUUAAAUUCUGCUGGGUGCGCUCAAGGUAUCUUUUCUUUGUGCGUUUAUGGGCACAACCCAAAAAGUAGCGGGAACUUAAAGCUCCUGAUUUGUGUAUCAAACUUUGAAAUCCUUCACAAUGCAACUUUUUGUGAAAUAAACCCAGAAAUCCUUCACGAUGCAACUUUCUGUGAAACAAAAACCCUUAUAGGUCAAACAUCAUUUUAUACUUAUUCGUUGUUAAUAAGAGAAAAGACUUUUUCGCUGUGCUGUAUAAGUGAGAUUUGUACUUACAUAAUAUCUGUUAUUCUAGUCUAGCGCUGUAAUUGAUCUCAAUAAGAUUCAAUAUUUAAGGAGAAAACACUUCUUUUAUCGAUAGGGUUUAACCAAACGUUAUCAAUGUUAAGCUGUGCAAGUGUACAAGUAAGAAAAAUAUUAUACCACAUUAAGGAUCCCACAGUUGACGACUUGGCAGGCUCCGCAACGAAGGAAGACUUCAUGGAUAGUGAAAACAGUUCCUUGACGGUAGGAAUCAGCCGGAACGCGGGGGUGAAUUCACCCCUACCAUACGGCCGGUAAUAGAUGAAACAAUGACGGGCGUCAGCUGAUAGAAAACUUGAAUACUGAACUGUAGAGUCAGUUCACAAAAUGUCUUUCCCAGAACUAGAUUCAGUUCUCAAGCAACUUCCUCAGUCAAGUUGAACUUUCUGUAAUCGCUCCACAGACGAGUCACAAGCAUGUAGAUCAGGGUCCUGAUUAAGUUUAGAGCAAAAUUGAAUUGAAAUUGUUUCUCACCGCGAGCUCUUGUUCUCACGGGUCUCUGGCCAAACAGAGAGACCGUAUGACUCAGUCAACUUUAUAUCCAUGGGCCAUCUCCGCUGCCGCCAAAUACCCAUUUACC